Filobasidium floriforme is the source of this 1264-nucleotide messenger RNA. RefSeq lists its product as uncharacterized. The coding region runs from base 1 to 1092 and encodes 363 amino acids. Lineage: Eukaryota; Fungi; Basidiomycota; Tremellomycetes; Filobasidiales; Filobasidiaceae. The transcript has 2 exons. The record is from RefSeq and is a predicted model, not a curated record.
AUGCAAGAUUGCGGCAAGCCUGCCACGUCCAAGGACAAACUGUACCCCCCAACCCGGAGGUCGUGGCCCCUACACGAUCCUCGACUCGAGCCGUUCAGGGAGAGUGGUUACUAUAUCUGUUCCUCGCACAGAUGUGACACCAAGGAGAAAGGAGAGUUUUGCAGGGACGUUGUCAAGGACGCCACUUGGCCGGUCAGCUUCUCCAAGUGCAAUCAUCACUUGGCACAGGCCAUUCGUAGGAAAAAACCCAAACCCACGAAAGGUUCCAUUGAUGUGUCGUCAUCUUCGUCGGUAACUCAACCUGCCGCGAUGUCACCUUGCGUGUCGUCGACUACCGAUCAACCGGCCGCUUCCACCUCCGCCGCAGUCUCUACCGCUCAACCUACUAUAUCUCCCAGCCCUAAUCAAUUCGGCCCAUCUCCGAUCGUUCAACCUCAUGCAGCUUCGACAGCUCGCUCCACUAUCUCGCCUAUCUCUGAAUCCUUCACGUUGCCUACCACUACCGGUUUCCCACAACGCCCGUCCCCUCGCUCAGCUUACAUUCGCCAAACGAGCUCUCCUACCCCGUCGAGUUACAUCUCUCCUUCCCAUACGCUCCCUGUUCCAGUUAUCAAACCCGCCGAUUUGUACGGAUCGACGAGACCGGAGGCAGGAGGGGAGGCGGGUAUCAGGCCGGACGAGAGAUCGUCGGCAUUGGGAUCGGGCGACAUUGGUAUCGAGGACCGGGAGGAGCUGGCCGACAGGGAGAGAGAGUUGACAGCCACAGUAGACCACAAAGUCAAUCGGGAGAAAGAGCUGGUCGCAACGAUCGAUCAGAUGGUCAAUAAGGAAAAAGAUUUAAUGGCGACAAUCGACCGGAUGCGUAGGGAGCUUGCUGAAAAGGACGGACAGAUGAUCACGAUUCAGAGAGAACAUCUCGAGCCAACACAGAGAUUGAACGAUGGAUGGAGGGAGACCACAGCGAGGCUUGGCAAAGCUGAGGCCGACCUUCAGGCCGAACGCGCGAAACUCGAGCUCCAAGCGGUUCAACAGCAACUUGCCAUGGCGCAACGAGAGAUCCGGCCCCUACCUCGAGCCAAAAAGGAGACGUAAUCGUUGCCUUUUCACCCCCAAGUCCGAUCGACUGCUCACGACCUCGAACCCUACGUAUUAUACAAUCUCUGAAUCCACGACGCCACGACAUUCAUGACAAGCCAAGAAGUCCUACCGACCAACGGCUUCUUCUACCGUCGACUCCCUACAUCAAUUUGCCUGUGCAUAUGAU